Messenger RNA from Pungitius pungitius (ninespine stickleback), 2632 nucleotides. RefSeq names its product sema domain, immunoglobulin domain (Ig), short basic domain, secreted, (semaphorin) 3bl (gene sema3g). The coding region runs from base 250 to 2616 and encodes 788 amino acids. NCBI's taxonomy places the organism in Eukaryota, Metazoa, Chordata, Actinopteri, Perciformes, Gasterosteidae. Gene Ontology annotation, cellular component: plasma membrane. Gene Ontology annotation, molecular function: chemorepellent activity; semaphorin receptor binding. The record is from RefSeq and is a predicted model, not a curated record. The transcript is spliced from 16 exons. Gene Ontology annotation, biological process: semaphorin-plexin signaling pathway; axon guidance; negative chemotaxis.
GUCAGACUCGUGUUGGGCAGUGAUCUGAAGCGGAGCGGAGUGAAUCACAGCUGCAGUCAGUCCGCGGAGAGGACUCAUCACGCAGCGGGGGGAUCCCACCUGGAAGCGCGAAUGUUGCCACUGUGACUGGGAACAAGGCUCCAACAACUGUCCCCACGUCAGGCGAUCUCGGAACAUACUGCCUGAUAGUGGGCAACGUAUUUCUGAAGUUUAGUUUGGAUUAGUUAGUUAGUGCGUCUCCGCGGCAGAAUGGAGGGAUUUACACCUUUCCUCCACGUGAUUUCCGUCGCACUACUUGUCGCCGCCGUCUCAUCGAACAAGUUCAAUGUCCCGCGGCUGAGAAUAUCACAUAAAGACCUGCUGUCCACCAACAGGUCGUCCAUCUUCAGCGGGCAUCAUGACCAGCUCUCUCUUACCGCCGUCUUCCUGGACGAGUACCGCGACCGCCUCUUCCUGGGGGGGAAAGAUAUCCUCUACUCUCUCAUGCUGGGACCCGUCAGCACCGAGUCCAAAGAGAUCCACUGGCCUCCAUUACCUGGCAACAGAGAGGACUGCAUUCAAACGGGGAAGGAACCACAGACGGAGUGUGCCAACUUUGUCCGUCUCCUGCAGCCGUUCAACCGCACCCACAUCCUGGCCUGUGGCACCGGAGCCUUCCAGCCCAUGUGUGCCUUCGUCUACGUGGGGCACAGAGGAGAGCACGUGUUCACCAUAGAUCCUACGAAUGUGGAGAAUGGAAGAGGCAAAGUUCCACAUGACCCCAGCCUGCCAUUCGCUAGCACCUUCACUGGUGGCGAGCUGUAUACAGGACUGACGGCGGAUUUCCUUGGGAGGGACUCUGUGAUCUUCAGGAGCAUGGGAGCUCGCUCCACCAUGAGAACCGAGACUGACCAGAAACUUCUCCACGACCCAAAGUUCAUCGCUGCCCACCUCAUCCCAGACAACGACGAUAGAGACAACGACAAAGUGUAUUUCUUCUUCACUGAGAAGGCCACGGAGCCGGGGGACAGGGAGGGGGCCAUACACACACGAGUCGGACGAGUUUGUGCGAACGAUGUCGGAGGCCAGAGAGUUCUGGUGAACAAAUGGAGUACCUUCAUCAAGGCCAGACUGGUCUGCUCCGUGCCAGGACCUCACGGCAUCGACACACACUUCAACCAACUCGAGGAUGUGUUCCUGCUGAGGACCAAGGACGAGAGGAACCCAGAUGUCUAUGCAAUCUUCAGCACCAUCAGCAAUGUGUUCCAGGGCUUUGCCGUGUGCGUUUACCGUAUGGCCGACAUCAGAGAAGCCUUCAAUGGACCCUUCGCUCACAAGGAGGGCCCCGACUACCAGUGGGGGGCCUACGAAGGGAGGGUGCCCUAUCCAAGGCCAGGCGUGUGCCCGAGUAAAAUCACCAACCAGCCAGGCAGAGAGUUUGGCAGCACCAAGGACUUCCCGGAUUCAGUGCUGCAGUUUGCCCGCGGCCACCCGUUGAUGUGGCGCCCGGUGCAUCCCGCUCUGCGCCAGCCUGUGCUUGUCAAGGCGAACAUUCCUUACAGGCUGAAACAAAUCGUGGUGGACCGGGUCGAGGCCGAGGACGGGCAGUACGACGUCAUGUUCAUCGGCACAGAUGUUGGCACAGUAUUGAAGGUCAUAGCCUUGCACAGUGGGAACAGCCUGGACACGGAGGAGGUCACGCUGGAGGAGCUACAAGUCUUCAAAGUACCAACUCCAAUUACAUCGAUGGACAUAUCUGUAAAAAGGCAAGCGCUGUACGUGGGCUCUCCAGCCGGCGUGGCGCAGGUCAAGCUGCACCGCUGUGAGACCUACGGGAAGGCCUGCGCCGAGUGCUGCCUGGCCAGAGACCCUUACUGCGCCUGGGACGGGUCACUGUGCGCCAGGUACAUGCCCAACAGCAAACGGCGCUUCCGCAGACAGGACAUCAGGCACGGAAACCCUGUGCUGCAGUGUGUGGAUCAGAACCUCAGCGAGGACUUUGAUGUGACAGAAGACAGGGUGGUGUAUGGGACCGAGAACAACAGCACCUUCCUGGAGUGUGUUCCUCGCUCGCCACAAGCUACGGUUACAUGGCUCAUCCAACGAGAAGACCGCAAGGAGGAGGUGAAACUGGACGACCGCGUGAUGUCCACGGAGCAGGGCCUCCUGUUUCGUCGACUCCUCCACCAGGACGAAGGCGUGUACAUCUGCCGCUCUCGAGAGCACGGCUUCACACAGACCCUGGCCCGGCUCCCCCUCGAAGUCCUCCAGGGGGACACCGUGGACGAGCUCAUGGCCCGCGACGGCGCCGGCCUCUCCGAGUCAUUCAAGGACCGGUCCGCGGGGAGCUACAGGGCCUGGAUGCCUUGCAGUGCGUUCAGCAGGGGCGGCUCAUCGGGCCAAAUCGGCCAAUCGCGCACAUGGUUCAAGGACAUCAUGCAGCUGAUUGGGUCGUCGAACCUGCCGCACGUGGAGGAGUACUGCGAGAGGAUGUGGUGCAACGACAAGCUGAGGAGGAAACACAAGGGCAUGUUGGAGAAGUACCGGCAAGCACAGGAGAGCGCCAGGAAGGCGCGAGGCAAGAGCUCCGGCGAACGCAACCGGACGCCGAGAGAUCUCAGCGCGUGGGAGGAGUAACGGAGGGAAGGCAGGU